Molecule: messenger RNA, 963 nt
Organism: Eriocheir sinensis (Chinese mitten crab)
Lineage: Eukaryota; Metazoa; Arthropoda; Malacostraca; Decapoda; Varunidae
Product: proteoglycan 4-like
Exons: 2
Coding region: 1-963 (320 amino acids)
Source: RefSeq, a predicted model, not a curated record
AUGGAGUACUCUGGCCCUGCCUCCAUAUCCGCCGUUGAAGCCGAUCUUGCUCUCAGUGACGAUGAGGACAUCACAGACCAACACUGGCCCCCAAUGGAUUUAAAUACGCAGUGUUUUGGCCCCACCCCCUGGCACCCUCAAGUUGAUGUCCCCCCCUCUGCCACCCAGCCCUCCACCUCCACUAAGCGGCCCAUGGAUCAGACUUCGAACACGAGCGACUCGUCAUCUCCCGCUCCCAAGUCAUCGGGGCACAUCGAGCCUCCUCAUCCCACGGCUCCUAUCUCUUCCCCUUCCAGCCAUGAUCCUCACAAUUCAUCCCGCUCUCACGACUCCCGCACCUGCCCACACAGCACCCCCUCUCAGCCCACCUCCGCUGAUGGUGCUUCUACGUCAAAGCAGCCUUCACUGUCCACUGCAGACACAUCAGUGUGGAAGUGCCCUCGCUGUCACGAACCAGGAGUCAACGUGUGGCAUGGCUGUGCGAGUCGCUCCCCCGCUGCCGUCUCAGUUGUCAACGCGCUGCCUCCCGCUCUUCACACCUCCCGUCAAGCACCACCACCACGGCCGCGGGCCGGCGCCACCUCCCAUUCUUCAGCCACUACCACGCCUGAGUCGCCACAAGUUACCGCUCUUCGUGAAGCUGUCGCAAAGUUGACAGCGCGAUGCACGGCCAUUGAAGCUCGUUUCGAAGCUAUUGAUGCCCGUUUUGCUGCCAUUGAGGCGGGUAUGGCUAGCAUUAGGGCCGAGCAGGUCGCCGCCGGCCGCACACUCGACAUGCCUGUCGAGUCCAACCAAGCCCUCGUCGCGACCGUCACCACUUUCUCAGAGAGGCUGGACAACAUCGCCGCCAGCUUUGAGAAGCUCAGUGCACGGUUCCCUGAGGACCCACCACGACGCCCGCCUCGCGGCAGCUCUUUGACGUCCCCACCGGCCUUCCGUUCACCCAAAGGCAGACUUCAAUAA